Molecule: messenger RNA, 519 nt
Organism: Ophidiomyces ophidiicola
Lineage: Eukaryota; Fungi; Ascomycota; Eurotiomycetes; Onygenales; Onygenaceae
Exons: 3
Coding region: 1-519 (172 amino acids)
Molecular function (GO): protein binding
Source: RefSeq, a predicted model, not a curated record
AUGCAGAACGAGGGAUCUCACGGGUUCAGGAUAGGCGUUAUGAAGAAGGAGAAGCAGAUCUCGAAGAAGCCUUACGGAUUCGCAAACUUGGGCUGGGCGCUUCUUGCGCAGGGUAAACUUGAUGAGUGCAACGCCCUCUUCUUGGAAAAUUUGGCGGGUAGAGAAAAGGCAUUGGGCAAGGAUGAUAAGGAGUCUGCUCGAACUGGGUUGAUUCUUUACGUACUUGGGAACGUCCAGGCCACGCAACAGUUGUGGGAUGCGAGCUUUGAAUAUCACCAGAGAGCAUUGCGUCAUAUGAUUGCAACAGUGGGAGAAAAGGAUUUUUAUACUGCAAAUGUCAUCCAUAAGGUUGCCGAACACCUUAUACGUUUAGACGAGAAUGACGAAGCUCUUGCUAUGGUCAACAAAGCUCUAGACAUCUGGUGUGUUGAUCGAAAUGUUCACAAGAUUGAGAUUGCUCGAACUACAUUUCUCAAAGGUAAAUUGUUCGAGACGAUGGGUAAGAUACAAAAUCGUUAA